AUGCAGUUAUUAUCUAUCUAUAAAAUACAAGCAGGCGAAGAUUUUUCAUCCUUUAAUAUCUAUCUAUAUCAGUCUGUUCAUUAUCUAUCUAUCUAUCUAUCUAUCUAUCUAUCUAUCUAUCUAUCUAUCUAUCUAUCUCGGUCUUCUCUGUUUUUGUCUCUAUGUCUGUGUCUCUGUUGUCUCUAUCUCUGUCUAUCUGUUUGGGCCUUGCUUUCUCUGUCUGUCUCUCUGUCUCUAUCUUUGUCUAUCUAUCUAUCUAUCUAUCUAUCUAUCUAUCUAUCUAUCUAUCUAUCUAUCUAUCAAUCUAUCUAUCUAUUAAUCAAUCAAUCAAUCUAUCUAUCCAUCAAUCAAUCUAUCUAUCUAUCUAUCUAUCUAACCAUCAAUCUAUCUAUCCAUCAAUCUAUCUAUCUAUCUAUUAAUCAAUCAAUCAAUCUAUCUAUCUAUCUAUCUAUCUAA
Messenger RNA from Acanthosepion pharaonis, 456 nucleotides. The record is from the annotation of a GenBank genome assembly. NCBI's taxonomy places the organism in Eukaryota, Metazoa, Mollusca, Cephalopoda, Sepiida, Sepiidae.